CUCUUUCCAGAGCUGAUAUGGAAGAACAAGAUCUACCAUUCAAAACAACAGAAGCCCCAAAUAGAAGUUGCCUCUGCUCCAAAAUCUACGACCCAGUGUGCGCUUCAAACUACCAGUCAUAUUUCAAUCUAUGUUUCUUAGAAUGCAAGGUUUCAAAGACAGAUAAUGUAAGCGUAGUACAUCAAGGCAAUUGUAUACCGUUUUAG
Helicoverpa armigera (cotton bollworm) is the source of this 206-nucleotide messenger RNA. Its product is annotated as serine protease inhibitor dipetalogastin-like. Gene Ontology annotation, molecular function: protein binding. Bases 18 to 206 code for a protein of 62 amino acids. The transcript has a single exon. NCBI's taxonomy places the organism in Eukaryota, Metazoa, Arthropoda, Insecta, Lepidoptera, Noctuidae. The record is from RefSeq and is a predicted model, not a curated record.